Molecule: messenger RNA, 828 nt
Organism: Trachymyrmex cornetzi
Lineage: Eukaryota; Metazoa; Arthropoda; Insecta; Hymenoptera; Formicidae
Exons: 3
Coding region: 1-828 (275 amino acids)
Molecular function (GO): sequence-specific DNA binding
Source: RefSeq, a predicted model, not a curated record
AUGACGGGCUGCAUUGUAUUAGGUUGUACAUCCGGUUACAGAUCAAAUAAAGAAAAAUUACAUUUCUUUUCUGUUCCAAGAGAUAAAAAACUUCGAGAUAUGUGGCAAGCAGCUUUAAGGAGACGUAAUAUUAUUAUAAAAUCUUCGCAGGCUGUAUGUGAAAAACAUUUUUUACAUACAGACAUUUUGUGGAAACGUGAAAUCUGCGAUGAAAAAGGAAACGUCCUUGGUGUGUCUGCACCAUUUAAAGUUCCACGACUGCGCAAAGGAACGGUACCAUCUCAAUUUCCUUGGACUAAAAUACAAAUUGAAAGUUCUGAAAAGAUAAAAUAUGAAGAAAAUUCAUUCGAAAAAGAAAAUAAAGACAAUGCAGCUCAUGCAUCAAUAUCAUUUGAUAACAUUUCAUUCGAAAAAGAAAAUAAAGACAAUGUAGCUCAUGCAUCAAUAUCAUUUGAUGAUAUUUCAUUCAAAAAAGAAAAUAAAGACAAUGCAGUUCAUGCAUCAAUAUCAUUUGAUGACAUUUCAUUUGAAAAAGAAAAUAAAGACAAUGCAGCUCAUGCAUCAAUAUCAUUUGAUGAUAUAAUAAAUAUACUAAACAAAAAACAAUUACGUAUGCCAAGAAACUGGACAUAUGCUCAGUGUUAUAAUGACAUGAGAUUGUUGGCCUUUUUUUUACCUAAGUGUGAUAAACUUGAAAAUUAUAAAGAUGAAUAUACAUUUAAUUGUCUCAAAGAAGUUUUUCUUCAAGAAGAUAUGACGAUACGAAUAAAUAUCUUAAAGCAACCUGUUUUAAAUAUACUAUUAGAUAGAUCAGAUAUAUCAGGGUAG